CUACAGGUUUUUGGUUGUUGAGCAGAGCUACUGCUCGUGGAAAAAAGCUGCUUUUAUGUCUGGCUGUGGCGGCUUUGACAGUCCGGAGUCUCCUUCUAGAGAGAAGUGAUUCAAAGAGUUUGUUGCAAGAGUAUGUCGCUCUGGGAAUAAUUGUAUAAAUUACCACUAAUCCCAUUUUUCCAAUCUAUGGUUUGUUUCAGGGAACUUCUACGAAUAUCACAAUGUCUUUCUACAGGAACGAUAACAUGACCACAGGAUUAGAUAACUACGCAGACUCAAGUCCUUGUGCGCAGGAGGAGUAUGUGACCAUGAAGACCAUCACGGCGGUGGUCUACAGCCUGGGGUGUCUCUUGGCCGUGACGGGGAAUGUACUGGUGUUGGUGGUCAUCCUUCACAACCGCCGCUCCAUCUCAUCCACGGACGUCUACCUGCUCCAUCUGGCCACGGCCGACCUGCUCUUUGCCCUCACCCUGCCCUUCUGGGCAGUGGACGCCGUGUCUGGCUGGGUGUUUGGUGACGCCAUGUGUAAGGUGAUCAGUAUGUUGCAGGAGGUGAACUUUUACAGUGGCAUCCUCCUGCUGGCCUGCAUCAGCGUGGACCGCUACCUGGCCAUUGUCCGCUCUGUCCAGUCGCACGGCCACAAGAGACCGUGGAUGGUCAAACUGGUGUGUGCCAUCGUCUGGCUCGUGGCCCUGCUCCUGUCCUUGCCCGUCCUCUACAAUGAAGUGUUCUACGACUACGACUAUGAUCGGUCCUUCUGUAACGAGGAUCACAGCGGUGAUUUUGACAAAACGUGGAAACUGGGCAUCAAAGUUUGUCGCCUGGUCAUCGGCUUCCUCAUGCCGCUGGCCACCAUGGUCUUCUGCUACUCCGUCACUGUGUGGAAACUGUGCCAGACCAAGGGCUUCCUGAAGCAGAAAGCCAUGAAGGUCAUCAUCGCGGUGGUGCUGGCCUUCCUGGCGUGCUGGCUGCCCUACCAUCUAACCAUGGUUGUGGACACACUGGUGAGAGUCGAACGGAUCAAACUCUCCUGCAUCGAGCUUCACCACUUGGACAGGGCCGUGCUGGCCACCCAGUGCUUGGCCUUUCUUCACAGCUGCAUCAACCCAAUCCUCUACGCCUUCAUCGGGGUGAAGUUCAGGAGGAACCUGGUCAAACUCCUGGCUCAUAAAGGCCUCAUAAAGAGAAGCGAAGAAUCCCAAUUCAAUAAAUCACGCUCAUCCUCAGUCGCUGGGCAGACAUCCACCACCAUUUAGACAGCUCCCCACCCCACUACCCU
Messenger RNA from Leucoraja erinaceus (little skate), 1279 nucleotides. Its product is annotated as C-X-C chemokine receptor type 2-like. The coding region runs from base 222 to 1256 and encodes 344 amino acids. Gene Ontology annotation, biological process: immune response; G protein-coupled receptor signaling pathway; neutrophil chemotaxis. The transcript has a single exon. The record is from RefSeq and is a predicted model, not a curated record. Gene Ontology annotation, cellular component: membrane. Gene Ontology annotation, molecular function: C-X-C chemokine receptor activity. NCBI's taxonomy places the organism in Eukaryota, Metazoa, Chordata, Chondrichthyes, Rajiformes, Rajidae.